AUGGCGUCGAUCGAAAAAGGCCUCUAUGCUAUUCCGCCAGGCUCCCGCAUUCUGGUCACAGGUGCUAAUGGAUUUAUUGGUUCCCAUGUUGUUCAGCAGCUCUUGUCACUUGGAUACGUCGUCAGGGGAACAGUGCGUUCAGAGAAGCCGUGGCUUGACGAACUGUUCAGCUCCAAAUUUGGACCCAACAGCUUCGAGUCGAUUGUUAUCCCAGACUUGAGUGACGUUGACACUUUGAGCAAGGCAAUGGGGGAUGUGAGCGGUGUUAUUCAUGUGGCAUCGGACGUUUCCUUUAGCCCAAAUGCCGAGGAGGUUAUUCCAAAGGUUGUUUCGGCCACCGAGACUAUCUUGGAUGCCGCUGCUAGGCAGGGAGGAUCGAUUCAGAGAGUCGUCCUCACCUCGUCAGCUUCAGCGGCAGCAUUGCCACAGCCAGGGGUGGAAGGGAUCGUGGUCACUGAAGACACGUGGAAUCUAGCAACAGUGAAGGCUGCUUUUGAUGAAACCACACCAGCAGAUGCCAGGCCGUUCACGGUCUACGCUGCGUCCAAGACAGCAGGCGAGCAAGCAGCGUGGAAGUGGGUUAAAAGCAAUAAGCCCGCUUUUGCAUUCAACACCGUCUUGCCCUAUUACACUCUCGGACAAGUCCUUCAUACCGAAAUGCCUGGCUCUACCAUGAAAUGGGCGGCCAACCUGCUGAACGGUGACGCCGCCGCUUUCGGGUUUCCUGGACAAUUCGUCGACGUCGUAGAUCUCGCGCGGGUGCAUGUUUCUGGCCUUCUCCAUCCCGACGUCAAGUCUGAGCGCCUGUUUGCUUUCGCCUCGGCUUUUAUCUGGAACGAAUUCGUCGGCAUUCUGCAGAAACUCCGUCCAGGGAAUGCAGGAAUACCAAGUCCUCCGGAAAAUGAGCUUCGGGACCUAAGCCAUAUCGUUCCUGCCCGGAGAGCGGAGGAGUUGAUCAAGUCGUUUUUUGGGCGGUCUGGUUGGGUUGGGUUAGAGGAGUCGGUCCGCGCUGGAAUCAAUAGUCUAGGGUACUAA
This is a messenger RNA of Aspergillus puulaauensis, 1035 nucleotides long. RefSeq lists its product as uncharacterized. Bases 1 to 1035 code for a protein of 344 amino acids. The transcript is spliced from 5 exons. NCBI's taxonomy places the organism in Eukaryota, Fungi, Ascomycota, Eurotiomycetes, Eurotiales, Aspergillaceae. Gene Ontology annotation, molecular function: oxidoreductase activity, acting on the CH-OH group of donors, NAD or NADP as acceptor; transferase activity. The record is from RefSeq and is a predicted model, not a curated record.